UCCUCGGUCCGUCGACCUGUCAGUCGAUCUGACGUCCCUCUAGGCUUAUUUGAGACUGGUCUCCCGGGUUUCCGGUCGAGUGAUCAGUUCUUCUUCUAAACCCUUCCCCUCUUCCUGCUCCCCUCGCCUUCUCUCUACUUCGCUCCCCGGUGUCUAUCAUCAUCCGUGGUUGUCGACGGAGGUACAUGCGCGCGCACGCGCAUAGGCCGCGGGUGUUGUUGCCCAGUUUCUAUAAGACAGCGCGAGGCCGGCUUAUCGUGGGUUUCGCACCCUCAAGCCUACAUACUACGUGCAUAAACCCUGUCGUACAGGAUCUGCCCAAUCAUAGUCGAUACUCGAUGGUCAUUCUCAUCUUCAGGGUGAUCGAACACAAGAGGAUACGAGAAGGUAGGACAGGGCCCUACGCCGUCGUCUAUUUGUUUCCUGCACGAUGCUGCAUCAGAAAUCCAGGUAUAGGACAGCUUCACCCAUUUGUCGACCUGCAGCAACUCCACUUCGCUCCGGGUGCCAGCCUCUUCUUCAUCUUGUUGCUCUCUUUCUCUCUCUUUCUCUCUCUCUCUCGUCUGCUCGUCUCGCCUCUCCUGCCUACCUCCCUGGGCCUUUCCUCCCCCCCCCCCCUUCCCUGGGAAGCUUGUCACGGGUCGCUCUAUCAGAUCCCACUACGGAGUAGGCGAUCAUCUGUUAUUUUAGACCGGGGUGAAAAGUGGGCAGUGAUCCCGGAUCUAGCCAUGGAGAGUGAUAGAUGCGUAUGCGAUUGCCGACGUACCGCGACCAUCCCUGGCAUGUGGGGAGCUGCGCCGACCCGGGCGGUGAUGAGCUCACAAAUAACACACAAGCUCACAUGGCACCAAACACAGCGGCCAACAGACAGAGAGUUCUUGUUGAAGAAACAAAUCAACUUGUCAGUGUUUCACAAUAUGCCGGGAGACCUAUCGAGGGCAUGGGAUGGUACUGGAGAGCGUCAUCGAGCAUCCCGGCCAAUGAUCAGGCGAGCCGGCCUCGAGACGCUGACCGGCUUCGUCGAGGGCCGAUACAAAGUCGAAGCACGAUAUCAUUGGUCCUCCAGACACGAUCCUUGCAUCUCGUCUACAGUAUCUGCGAAGAAAUGCGCCACAGCUGAAGGGCUAGGCCACAAUCGGGGAUCGGCUUGGAGCUAUACAAGAGGGGGCUUGGACGCGAGGUCUCACUCAGACUCCAGACAGGAUGCCUAACCUGAAAAGAGGAUAGAGAGGGAUCCUAACGAUAUGAGAACAUGAAUUUGUAAUUUUCUUUUCAUUCCUUUGCUCUCUCUCUCUUUUUCUUUUUUUUUUUUGGCUUCGUGAGGAUCAAAACCUGUAUCGGUAGACGUGGAUUUGCCGGAUAUGCGAUCGUUAACGGGAACAAGAAAAAGAGGAAUAGGAACAUGUCUUCGUUCGGAUUCUAUGGAGAGGCUCUGUCCUGACUAGACACCGUACAAUACACUCAGCGUAACAAGAACUCGACUUGUGACCCCUAAUCCCGGUUAUUCGACUUAGGAGCAGACCGGGAACAUAAGUUCCGUUGAGAGUCGACCCGGACUUACUUACCCCUCACGUCGAGGCUGGGUUCCGCUUACGACCUUACUAGCCUCCCUCCAGCGUUGAAGAAAAAUCGCACUUCAGGCAGACGGGGCUUCCUGGGUCUGCUAGGCGGGCUUAGCAAGGCCUUGAGUAGACAAAGGGUUCAA
Molecule: messenger RNA, 1705 nt
Organism: Durotheca rogersii
Lineage: Eukaryota; Fungi; Ascomycota; Sordariomycetes; Xylariales; Xylariaceae
Exons: 2
Coding region: 186-1211 (341 amino acids)
Source: RefSeq, a predicted model, not a curated record